AUGCUGUGGCUGAACAGCCCAGCGAGCAGUUUGUCAGCUGUUGUUGUUGUGUGUUGUUUGUGUGACGUUGUUUGGGUGGUGGGUGGUGGGUGGUGGUUGCAGACAGCGGAUGGUAGGAUGCUGGUGCAGGUGGUGGUGACGACCCUGGUGGCUCUGGGCGUGGCUCCCUGUAUGUUACAGCGCGUGUGUCGCGCGCGGGCCCCCCGGCCUCCCUCCGCCGUCUGCAUGCAUCGGAUGAAGAUCAAUGACAAGGGAGUUCGGUUUAAUUCCUGGUCACUGUGCUUAUUGUUGACGUAUCACUGGAUAUCAACAACCGGUCAUGACUCCGAAGACGAUGUUGUGAGGAUUCUUCCGUCCGAUGUUUACAAAACAAACGAUGAGUACCGACAUAUAUGGCCGUCCGUGCACGGUGACGCGCUCGUGUUCGUGCGGCCGCUGCUGUUCGUGUGGCUGGUUGUUGUGCUGCUUCAAGUGCCGCUGCAGCUGCCACAAGACGACAUGCUGACCCUGCUCGCCGUGCUGCUGCUGCACCAGGUUACAACAGAAUGCAAGAGCUUCAUGCCUCUAGGUAAGGCGGAGCGCGCGAUGUUCCUGUCUCACUCUGAGGCGUGUCUGGAGCAGUCCGGGGCCGAGAGGUCGCAGGUGGAGCGCCUGGUCGGUGGAGCCCCGGAGGACUCGCCCGCUCUCCGUCGACACGUGCUGUGUGUGUUGAGACGGUGCAAGCUGCUCCGUAAGGACGGCCGGCUUGACAAACACGCGCUGCGAGACAGAGUCAGCGGCACCAAUGAUACUAAGAUAUUAGAAGGCUGUACAGAUCAAUCCGGUGACACUCCUGAGGACCUGGCGUGGCAGCUGUUCCGUUGUGGACUCAACAAGAAGGUUCUGUUUGAACACAUGACAGCAGCCGCCCCCAACGAGCCCUGA
Molecule: messenger RNA, 924 nt
Organism: Danaus chrysippus (African queen)
Lineage: Eukaryota; Metazoa; Arthropoda; Insecta; Lepidoptera; Nymphalidae
Source: the annotation of a GenBank genome assembly